UACAAAUCAUAUUAGGUCAAUAUUUUAAGAAAGAAGUUUAGAGACCAAUCGCCCACCCCCUCUCUCAUCCUAGGUAUAAGACAAGGCUCUCAGUCUCUCCCCUCUUUUACAUUGUUCUCCUAGGUAACUCCUCCUAGUAAACCGCUGGUAUAUACGGCCUCCAGUAUCCAUAAGACAUAUCAAGGCACAAAAUCUUCAGAUCUUCAAGAUAUAUGUUAGCUUUAUUUCUCAAAAGCCACCCUAAUCAAAAUGCGGCUCAUCAACGCUCAGACCCUAGAGCUAGCAAAGUUCCUUGAAGGUCGAACACCUGUACAGGUGAGUAAGUUAUUCUCUUUCAUCGGUAGAGUGAGAGAAGCUUCAUUUGAGGAUUUCAGAACUGGACAGUACGGCUCACAACAUAACGGCUCUAAAAAGGAAAGGGGUUCCUGCUCUCCUGCUAAUGGCAACGCAAUCCAAGAAACUUGGGGCGACACCUGUCGUAUUGACAAGAAGAGCGUGGUCGAACUCAGUGAAUCUAUCAACUAUAUGUUCAAGUGGUAUCGUGCUCCUCAAAUCUGCUACGUCUAUUAUCUCUUCGACAUAGGUGGUGCGAUGCCUGAUCAAGAGCCUCAACCUCACAAAUUCAAUGAUUCACUCGGGGAUGAACGUUGCAAGAGCUACUUGCGCCAAUUUGGAUUGCAUUCUUCUCGAAGACAUGGAACUUAUUGGGAUCUAAGUCCGAUUUAAUCAGCAUAUUGGUCAUCCAUUACCAGGAUACCAUCAGGUUGGAGAGCUUGUCGGCAAGUGUACCUAGAAGACUUAAGGAGCAACAAGUCUAUAAGGUAGGUAGUUAGAUUUGUAUGU
Annulohypoxylon truncatum is the source of this 843-nucleotide messenger RNA. RefSeq lists its product as uncharacterized. The coding region runs from base 250 to 726 and encodes 158 amino acids. The transcript is spliced from 2 exons. The record is from RefSeq and is a predicted model, not a curated record. NCBI's taxonomy places the organism in Eukaryota, Fungi, Ascomycota, Sordariomycetes, Xylariales, Hypoxylaceae.